Molecule: messenger RNA, 2368 nt
Organism: Populus euphratica (Euphrates poplar)
Lineage: Eukaryota; Viridiplantae; Streptophyta; Magnoliopsida; Malpighiales; Salicaceae
Product: transcription repressor KAN1-like
Exons: 6
Coding region: 376-1824 (482 amino acids)
Biological process (GO): abaxial cell fate specification; regulation of DNA-templated transcription
Cellular component (GO): nucleus
Molecular function (GO): transcription cis-regulatory region binding
Source: RefSeq, a predicted model, not a curated record
CUUUGCGUAACAACACACAUCCUUCUCUCUCUUUUUUAUCUACCUUUCACACACACUCUCUCUCUUUCUUGAGCAUGUUGGUUUGUUGAUGAAGAUUUAAAGAGUCUUCUCUUUGCUUCACUUCCAACUCUUUCUCCCUUUAAGCCUUUAAAGUAUGAAUCAAUGGUGUGUUCUUUCCAAGCUUUUUAUAUCUAUUCUUUUGUGAAAGGUAGCUAGUUAGCCAUAUCUAUCUCUCUUUAGCUAGCUCUCACAUAUAUAUUUUCAAGGAGAAGGAAGAGGGAAAAGAGGGUUAAAGACCCACCUGGCUGCUUCAUUAUACUUGCACUUUUUUAUUAGCUUAGUUUAGCCGGAGAAAAGGUCAGUAAGUUAAAGAAAAUGCCCUUGGAAGGAGUUUUCAUUGAACCCUCCUCAAACCCAGUUCCUGAUCUUUCUUUACACAUUAGUCCUCCCAAUAUUUCCUCUCCGUCUUCCAUAUGUAACAACAACAGCAACAUUAGGGAUAAAAUUGAUGCAAGCUUCAAUUUUUUGGGCAGACAAGAAGCCAUCCGUAAGUCCAACACUGUUGGCUCCAUGAGAAGUGAUUCUCAAGCUUGUAUCGAGCUCUCUCUAGCACAUCCAACUACUGGACUUAAUGAAGAAAGUAUAAGAAGCAGAAGAAAUCUAUCAAGUGCUAGAGUUGAAGAGCUACCUCACAAUAACCCUUAUCGUCAACAAAGUCACCACCAGCAACAUCUUCACCGUUCUAAUGGUACUACUCAUCACUUGAAUCAUAUCAAUCAUGGGGUUUCUUUACUUGAAGUAUCAGAUGGUUUGAGGCCAAUUAAAGGGAUUCCAGUUUAUCACAACCGUUCAUUUCCUUUUAUGUCUUUAGAACAUUCAUCAAGAGAGAAUAAAGAUCCCAAGAUGUGCUUCUACCAAAUGCCUUAUCCUUCUUCCUCUUUGUGCUCUCCUUCUGUUAAUCCUCACUCUUCUUCAUCCACCUCUUCACCUUAUAGCAUUGGAGGAGGAGGUUUAGAUCCCAUGUCCAUGUUAAACUCAUCAGGGCCGAAUCAAGGUUUGCCAGGUCCUUACAAUAGAUUAGCACCAACAACAAGAUUUAAGGGGCUAUCAAUGGAUGCUUUCAAAUCCCACCAAUUGCACCACCACCAUAAUCAAUAUGGAGCUGGAUCUACAGACGGUUCUCCCCAUGGGUUGAUUAGAUCAAGAUUCUUGCCAAAACUUCCAACAAAGAGGAGCAUGAGGGCACCAAGAAUGAGAUGGACAAGCACUCUUCAUGCUAGAUUUGUUCACGCUGUUGAGCUUCUUGGUGGCCAUGAAAGAGCUACUCCCAAGUCAGUUCUUGAACUCAUGGAUGUCAAAGAUCUCACAUUAGCUCAUGUCAAGAGCCAUUUACAGAUGUAUAGAACUGUUAAGACCACUGACAAGCCUGCAGCCUCUUCAGAUGGAUCUGGAGAAGAAGACAUGGCUCCAAUUGGCAGUUUUAGGACUGCAAAUGAGCAAGGUGGACUGCAAAGAGUAGUACAAGCAGAUGGGCCAACAGCACAACAAGACAUGGACUCCCCUUCAACUACUACUUCUGCUGCUACCACUCUCUGGAGUAAUUCUUCAAGUGGUAGAGAGGCAUGGCCCCAGACAAACGCCAGCGACUUUGAUGGGCACAGACAAGGAACAUUCCAGUCACAACAAAGGUCUGGACAACAAAUGGAGGAAUGUAAUUCGACUCAGCUGAAAAGCUACUUGGUAUCUUCUAAUAUGGAUUGCAAGAACCCCAGCUUGGAGUUCACAUUAGGUAGACCAGACUGGCAAGGGAAAGAACAUUGCUGAUUAUGCAUAAACUUUUUUUCUAUAUACCAAGUUUGUCUUGUUGAUUUUUUUUUUCCUUUUAUUUAGUUCCAUGAGUAUUGUUUCAUAGUCUUCAUGAAUGAGAGGAGAGGCAUAGAUAUAUAUAUAUAAAAAAAUGCGGUUGACUUGGAAGGAAAAAAAAAAAGGGUCACUUAGUUCUUCAGUGUCAUUUUAAGUCUUUUUUGCUCGAAGAAAAUGUGUAUGUUUUGUGGUGGAAAAAACAAGAAACAAGAAAUCAGGAGGAGAAGAAAUGAGAAAAAAAAAAGGGGGGAAGUCGGAGUGCUUACCGCUAAUUAAUUCAUUUCAUUAUGUUGAUCAUAUAUGUGUAAUGUGUUCUUGAGCCUAUGCUUUAUUCUAGUUCUGGUUGUAAUCUUAGUGACAUAGAAUGAAGCCUGAAACUAGCGUUGUCAAUGCACAAUGUUAGGCAAUAUAUAGCUAACCAUGCAGGCAGGCAUUAUUUCUGUGUGCACGAUUGCUUCUGGAGCUGAAAUUUGCUAAUGAAACCAGCAAUCAUUUUGAUUUUGGA